Dendrobium catenatum is the source of this 1509-nucleotide messenger RNA. RefSeq lists its product as uncharacterized. The transcript is spliced from 5 exons. The coding region runs from base 182 to 928 and encodes 248 amino acids. The record is from RefSeq and is a predicted model, not a curated record. Gene Ontology annotation, cellular component: chloroplast. Lineage: Eukaryota; Viridiplantae; Streptophyta; Magnoliopsida; Asparagales; Orchidaceae.
AAUAAAUCAAAUUUCUGAUGCAGUUUAGGUAGCCCUCUACAUCUCCGCGAAGAGCAGCUCCACCGUCGUCGGCGCGACAUUCAAGACGGUUCCCGCGCCGUCCUCACUCCUCAGUCCCACCACCUCUCACUCGUUAUAGUAUUGAGUAUUGACGUUUACUGUUCCUUCUCGGUCUCCGGCCAUGGUGGCCACCGUCCCCUGGCAUCAACCACACUUCCUCCCAACUAAACCCUAUCUUUCACAUCACCGCUCCAUUAACUCCCCCAUACUUCGACCUUCACCGUCCACGGUUCGAGCUUUCAGCCGCAGUGAUUUCGAAGGCUUUGCGCGACGAUUGUCCUCCGGAGAGGCUCUGCGUGACGCGUGGCGAAGCGCGAAUGAAGGCAUCGAACAACUCACGUUCGAAGUGCGGUUAGCGGCCGAGCGCUUGGAUCGCCGUUACGCCGUCUCUAAUCGCAUCGGAUCGGCCGCUCGCGCCGCUGUGGAUAGGGCAAGAGAAAUCGAUCAUGAGUUGGGUAUAGGACGCCGGUGGCGCUCCUUUUCCAUGGAUUUCUCCAGGAACUUGCCUAGGUAUAGAAAGGAGUUGAGCGGGUUUCUUGGAACGCCAAUUGGUAGAGGAUCUAUGGUAGCCUUCUUCUUGUGGUUUGCUUUAUCCGGGUGGUGGUUCAGAUUUUUCGUUAUAGCUACUUGGGUUCUGCCGUUCGCUGCUCUUCUUAUUAGAAUAUUUGCCAAUAGCUUUGCUAUAAAGGGUGCUUGCCCAGCUUGUAAAAGACAGUUUGUGGGAUACCGCAACCAAGUUAUUCGUUGUGCGGGCUGCAGAAACAUAGUGUGGCAACCAGGGAGUGAUUUUUCAAGCAGCAGAAACAAUACUUCUUCCUCUAAGCCUUAUGAGGCCGACAUAAUCGAUAUUGAGAUCGAGGAGAAAUGAGAUUUAAAAUCAUAACAAAGAUUCUGUGUGGUGAGUUGCAGGUGCUUGUGGCUGCAUUAAACCUGUAAGUAAUGAAGACUCUGUUCAUCUCAAAUGCUUCAUUUGCUUUAUUAUUGAUCGUGAACUUGCACUCUUUGGACAUUUAGUCCAAUUAAGGCAAACUUAGACUUGGUUUGGGAUAGUUUUUUUAUUGCUUUCUAAAAUAGCUUUCUAGUACAAAAAUUUCUUGCAUUAAAAAAUUUUAUACUAUAAAGCCGUUUUAGGAAGCAGUGUGAAAGUUGUCCCAAACGAAGCCUUAUACGCAUAUAACACAUGCAAAACUCGAAUUCAAGAUCUUUUGGUUGAUAGUCAAAACUCCCAAUUAAUAGGCCACGGUGGACUGUGAAACCUCGUGGUUCUCCGUUUAAUUCAUUCCAAACGUAUUUUCUAUGAGAAAAAUAGCAUCCACAAGCUUGUAAUAGAGCUUUCGAUUAAUAGGUUCAAAAAGCUUUUUUAGCUUUGCAAAGAGAUAAUAAUUAUUAUAACCAUCAGCCUUGGGCAAAUAUUUGAGCUGCUUUUUAUAAAAUUUCAUUUUCUAUUCA